This is a messenger RNA of Funneliformis geosporum, 357 nucleotides long. The record is from the annotation of a GenBank genome assembly. NCBI's taxonomy places the organism in Eukaryota, Fungi, Glomeromycota, Glomeromycetes, Glomerales, Glomeraceae.
AUGCCAUCUAAAAAGACACCAAUUUACUGUCUACUCCACAGGGAUCCAGAAAGUUCUGUAUUCGGGAUUAAAUAUGAUAAGAAUACGACCGUUGACGAAAUCAGAGAUGCUAUUAAGGAUAAAUCAAAUGCCAACAUUGUGAAUGAUUUUGGUGGUCAAGUGUUGAGUUCCAUGGAUACAAUUGAAGAAAAAUUCCCUGCACCUGCCAACAAACAUAUUUACAUUAUUGUUGCUGUAUCUGCUAUUGUCUUGCCUAUUGCUGAAUAUACUAGUCUUGAUUACCAAGCGACAACACGUGAAAUAGAGUUUCCAAACCUCGGUUUAGAUUUGAGAGAAAGAAUUGAUGCUUUCGGAUGA